This is a messenger RNA of Centruroides sculpturatus (bark scorpion), 3193 nucleotides long. Its product is annotated as ankyrin repeat domain-containing protein 13C-B-like. The annotation marks the transcript as partial. The transcript is spliced from 6 exons. Lineage: Eukaryota; Metazoa; Arthropoda; Arachnida; Scorpiones; Buthidae. The record is from RefSeq and is a predicted model, not a curated record. Gene Ontology annotation, cellular component: cytoplasm.
GAGAUGGUCGGACCAUUUUUAGCAGAUUUCUACAUUAUUAAUGGACUCUUAUUAGAAUCACGAAAGAGGAGAGAACAUUUAACGGAAGAAGAUUUACAAAAAAAUAAAGCAAUAAUCGAAAGUUUUACAAAGGGAAAUUCCGUCAAUUUGGACGGUUCGGAGCCGCAGAGGAGAAAGUCGUUACAGCCUCCGAAGGUGUCUCGAAUAAGUUGGGAGGAAUACGUCAACGCGCCGGUGGGAAAGAACUGCCACUUGGGACGAAGCAUGAUGUGCAAAGAGACGUCGAAAGUGUUUAAAGCCACACUGGCCAUGAGCGAAGAAUUUCCUCUCUCGGUCGACGCUCUGCUGAACGUUCUGGAGGUCAUCGCGCCCUUCAAACACUUCAAUAAGUUACGGGAGUUCGUUCAGAUGAAGUUGCCCUCCGGCUUUCCCGUCAAAAUAGAUAUUCCCAUUCUGCCCACGGUGACGGCCCGAAUCACCUUUCAGGAUUUCCACUUCCGCAAAGACCUGGCCGACGCCCUGUUCGACGUACCCUCCGAGUACCAAGAAGACCCCAACAGAUUCCCGGAUUUAUGAUUCCCGGGAGACUUCACCCUGGUCACUCUGGAGGCGGCUUUCGGCGGCGUGGGGGCGUCGUCUCGAGCCGACGCUUCCGGACGCCGGCCCCCUCCGCCUCUCCCUCCUCUUCGCCCUCCUCCGGUAGAAAGCGAAAACGUCACCCUGGUUUUGGAUCUGCCCGUUUCUCUGGGAUGCGGCAGUAUUUAUUCCUCUUGCAUCCGUUUGUUUUUCGAGCUCUGAUCUCUCCCCCCUCUCUCCGCUCUUCUUUCUCCGCCGGUUUAAUUUAUUUAUUAGAAAUCGCCCCCCGCCCUCCGGCCCGGGGGGCGGCCACAUAUCUCCGCGCCGCGGAAUUUGCGGAGCGGCGUCACGUCGACGACGCGCGCGUUUCUGCCCGCCGCCGGGAGAGACCGCGCGUCGUCUUCCGCCGCGGCGCCCUGUAAAUAGCGUGUAAGUAUCCAGCGUGACGUGGUAAUUUAAAUUUUGUAGCGGUGGGCCGUGGCGCGUCGACGCCCCCCGAGCGCGCGCGUCGAGCCUCCGCCGGAGACGACGGCCGGGGUUGGACCGGGAACGUCGGGCCCGGCCAGGAGCGCCGGAAGUGGUUACGGGGCGGGCCGAAGAAUCCGGCUGGUUGGAAAACGAAGAGUUUCCGUUUUAUCGUCGCGGGGGCGCAACUUCCGGCGAUUUUUAACCGUUUUCCGCCCCGGCCGUCCGGAAAUCUCGGAACGAUUUUAUGGGAAGAAAUCAAAAGAACGCGCUUUUAAGCUUAUUUUUUCACUCGUGUCGAUGGAAAGGAAGGGAAAGCGGAACCUUUCGGACGUUUUCCACCCGCCGACGCGGGGCGGAAAAUCCCAUUUUUUGCGUAAAGGACGGAGGACCCGAAACCCCUCCGGUCCUGGGCGCCGCCGAGCGCUGCGAUUCCCGCCCGGCCCCUCGGAGGGAAAUUACAGUUUUUCCCGGAAGAGAAACGGAAUGUCCGUCGACCGAGACGAAACUCUCCGCGAAUUUUGCCGGGAGGUAAAAGCGUAGGAGGUGGAAAGGUCUGGGUCAUCCUCCGCCGCCCCGGAAAACGUCCGGAAGGUGGCUCCGGCGGCGCGUCUCCGACCGGCGUCCGUCACCAUUCGCACUGUACAUAAUCCCGGGCGCGUCCGGCUUUUGUUUUUUUAAAAUCGGUGGCGGCGGGCGGGCGGCUCCGGCGCGGCCCGGGGCGGGAACGUCGAAGGCCCGGUCGCACUUUAUCCGUUUUGUAAAUAUUAGUUAAGUCUGUUUGAAAUAAAAUCUAUGGAAAAAUAGUGGCGCUCCGCCUUCUUUCCGUUUCCGCGGUAAGCCCGGUAGUCGGUCGUAGUUUGGCGCUCGUACCGACAGAUGGCGUUUUAAGAGUCUGUACUUAAGGUACGGUACAUUUUCCGCGUGAAAGUUCUUUGGUUCGCUCCGCGUCCGAGUUUAAUUGUACGCGGUUGGAAAAUGGGGAGAUCCCCGUACAAAAUUGACAAUUUUUAAACGUUUUUUAUUUCGGUCCGAAGUUUGACGGCCGAUUUUCCAUUCGUUUCGCGCCUUUCGUCGGGUUUAACGAUUAUUCGCUUGGGGAUUUUAGCCGUUACCGUAUUUGGUAAAAUUUUCUUCCGCGUUUUUUCGUAAGCGUUAUCGACCUUCUCUUAACCGUAGGUAAGUAAUCGUAUCUCGGUAUUCCGACACAAAUGCCGCAAAAAAUCUCCUGUUCCUCCACCCGACAAAUUUUCCAUUAAUAACAUUUCUUGUCGUACGUAAAAAUGAAAAAAGUAAAGACGUUGCCGAUAUUUCCCGCGGCCAUACUUUGUAAAAGGAAGAGGCUCCGGUUUGAGUAAAACUAAUAUUCGCGCCUAUUACGGUAUUUUUAACCGCCGUCGUUAGUUAAUUACGGACGGGGGGAGCGAAUGGUCCGCGGCUUCGACCAACAAUUUCUCCCGGUAACGGAAAAGUUACUUUUGCUAACUGGCGCGAGUUUCUAGUUGUAUAAUUCUUUACGUCGGGUGUAAUAUUUUCUACGGCGCCGAAGACAGGUGGAGAAUUUACCUCCACCCGAAGCGCCCGGUUAAACAGUCGGCUGUAGGAAAUACUAUAUCCGACGUAAAAGAUUAUAGAGUUAAAAAUACGGCUACCCUGCGUAAAUGUCGUUUCGUGCGGCGCUCGAUGGGUACGCGACUGCCGCGUUAUACCUUACACCGUUUCCCGCGGAACGGAGUCCAGCCAUUUUUAAGACGCCCGUUCGAGCGAACGCGGGCCCAAGCCCGGAGAGUAGGCCUAAAAUCGCCGUCGACCGUUCCGUAUUUAAAGAAGAGACGGAAAAUCCGGGAGGCGGGAGAUGGUGGGUAAACGUAAGAAAAGGGCGGCGGUUAAGUACUUCCGUCCACCCCCGGACCUAGGCGGAUUCCGAAUGGCGCCUUCGUACCUUUGGGAGGAGCGAAAAGCCGGUUAUUAUCUAUCGAACAAUUAUCGGAAGAGGGAUUGAAAUUGUCGCAAAUAUCAAUAUAUUUUUAUAAAUUUAACUAAUAUACUUUAUAAAAGGAAAACGAAAUUUGCUUUUUCUUUUAGUUUUCUGUAAAACCAUUGAUAAAAGAACAAACUUAUUUAAAAGGAGUUUGUUUAUCGCCUCACCCGG